UUUAAGAGAUCUUGCGUAAUGCCAGAUGGGUCUAGGGCUCGACCCAGACCCAGAGCACAUCGAGCUGAGUGAACUGUAAUGGUGCCAUAGAAAGUGAUGGAUCUGAGGCAAAUGCUGUCGAGGUCAGGCAAUGACAUGACCUACCUUUGAUAAUCGCGCCGGUUUGCUUACGCCUGAUGCGAUUUGGUUAUUUAGCUUAAAUGUUUAUGUUUUUUAUUUUUUUUUUUUAAUGCUGGUCAACGGGUUUUUUUUCGUCUCAUUUGAAUAUUUUAGCCAUUUAGUGCUCCAUUUGCCCCGCUCACAGUUCGGCUCGCCGCUGCCCUACCAUUAAAUCCGAUUCGGGGGCCCGCGCCAUCGAUGACGAAAGCAAACAGCGGAAUCUUCGCUGCCCGCCUCAGGCGAAAGCCGCAGCAACGGCUCAUUGGGCAAGGCACCGGAUAACGACAAAUUCGACGCCAAUGACGCUGACGCCAACGACACGACGAUGUAGUAGCUGAAGAGGAAGAAGAAGAAGACGUAUCAGCAUAAUGAUUGCGAUCGGCGUAUAUAAGCGUGCGACUGCUGGAAGAUGAUCAUCAGUUGCCUGCCUCUUCGGUUGCAUUCUUCAGCUACGUGAAGUUCCACAGAUUUCGUCCCAAGCAAGAAACUUCCAGCAAUGAAGAUCUUUGUGUGUUUGUUUGCCGCACUUGUUGCCACCUGUUCCGCCGGCAUCAUUGGCGGUGGCGGCGGCGGCGGCGGUGGCGGUUACAGUUAUGGCAUCGGUAGCAGCGGCGGUGGCCAUGGACACGCCGAGGUGCGCACGGUGAAGGUCAUCCAUGAAGGCAGCCAUGGCGGUCAUGGUGGCUUUGGGCACGGCGGACACGGCGGACACCAUCAGGAGGUGAAGACCAUCAAGGUGAUCCACCAGGAAGCACCAGCUGUGCAUCACGGCUUCUCUCAUGGCGGCGGCUUCGGUGGUCACCAGGAGGUCAAGACUGUGAAGGUCAUUCACCAGGAUGGCGGAUUGGCUCUGGGCGGCGGCGGCGGCUAUGCUGGCGGCUUCUCCCAUGGUCACCAGGAAGUUAAGACUGUUAAGGUUAUUCACGAGGAGGCACCAGCAAUUCACCACGGAUUCUCCCACGGUGGCGGCUUCGGUGGUCACCAGGAGGUCAAAACUGUGAAGGUCAUUCACCAGGAUGGCGGAUUAGCUCUGGGCGGCGGCGGCUACGCUGGCGGCUUCAGCCAUGGCGGCGGACAUGGCCACCAGGAGGUGAAGACUGUUAAGGUCAUCCACGAGGAGGCACCAGCUGUGCAUCACGGCUUCUCCCAUGGCGGCGGUUUCGGUGGUCACCAGGAGGUCAAGACUGUAAAGGUCAUUCACCAGGAUGGCGGCCUGGCUCUGGGCGGCGGCGGCUACGCUGGCGGCUUCAGCCAUGGCGGCGGACAUGGCCACCAGGAGGUGAAGACUGUUAAGGUCAUCCACGAGGAGGCACCAGCUGUGCAUCACGGCCUCUCGCAUGGCGGCGGUUUCGGUGGCCACCAAGAGGUCAAGACUGUGAAGGUCAUCCAUCAGGGUAGCGGCUAUGCUGGCGGCUACUCCCAUGGCAGCGGUCACGACAUCGGCCACGUCCACCAGGAGGUGAAGACCGUCAAGGUCAUUCACGAAGAGGCCGCCCCAGCGCCCAUUGCCGUCCACAACGAGUACCUGCCCCCAGCUGUCUCGGCUCCCCAGCCCGGCUACCUGCCACCCGUCGGCGCCUGGAAGUAAUCUCCUCAACUGUGCCCAGUUGAUCUGUGAUUCGAACUGUGUCAUAACUGUGACCUCCUUUGUUAAAUAGUUUUAGUAACACCCCCCAUUUUUUUUUCAUUAGCCUAAGAAACAUUUUUUUUUUCUGUUGAAAAAUAUAUACAUAUUGAAAUUUAGAAAAAAAU
Drosophila mojavensis is the source of this 1911-nucleotide messenger RNA. RefSeq names its product glycine-rich protein DOT1. The record is from RefSeq and is a predicted model, not a curated record. The transcript is spliced from 2 exons. Lineage: Eukaryota; Metazoa; Arthropoda; Insecta; Diptera; Drosophilidae. The coding region runs from base 656 to 1747 and encodes 363 amino acids.